AAGUUGUUAUCGAGGAAACAUGAAGAUUUUCAAUCUAUGCAUUCUACUAAGCCUAGCAGUCACAGUUUACUGCGUGCCAAUUUCGCAGGUUACUGUGCAAGAUGAGGAUUUUGCUGAGAGCUACCUGAAGAAAUUCUACAACCUAACAGAGGAGACAGGUCCCACUGUGAGACGGGGGAUCAGCCCAGUGACCAAAAAGCUGAGCGAGAUGCAGAGAUUCUUUGGUCUCCAGAUCACCGGGACCCUGGAUGCUGACACCAUGGCGAUGAUGAAGAAGCCCCGCUGUGGCGUUCCGGACGGCAACAUUGGCCAUUUCUCCACGUUCGCAGGAAGCCUGAAGUGGGGAAAAAACAGCCUGACCUACAGGAUAGAGAACUACACACCUGACAUGUCUGUGCCAGAGGUAGAUGACUCCAUAGAGAAAGCGCUGCAGGUCUGGGCCAAAGUCACUCCUCUGAGAUUCACAAGGAUCUUCAGUGGCACUGCUGACAUCAUGAUCUCCUUUGGCCGCCUAUCACAUGGUGAUUAUUACCCCUUUGAUGGCCCUGAUGGCACUCUUGCCCAUGCCUUCGCCCCAGCACCAGGCAUUGGAGGAGAUGCUCAUUUUGAUGAUGAUGAGACCUUCACUUUCCGCUCAAACACCGGCUACGUCCUCUUCAUGGUUGCUGCCCAUGAGUUCGGUCACUCUCUGGGUUUGUCCCACUCUGAUGAUGCUGGUGCUCUCAUGUACCCCAAUUACUCAUACAGAAACCCUGAAACCUUUGUUCUGCCCCGGGAUGAUGUCAAGGGCAUCCAGUCUCUCUAUGGUCCAAACAAGGAUCCCUCUAUAGAUGAACCUGAGCCUCCCACCACCCCUGAUGCCUGUGAUUCCAACAUGGUCUUGGAUGCUGUCGCCACCCUGCGAGGAGAGAUGCUCUUCUUCAAGGACAGUUUGUUCUGGCGGAGCUACCCUCAGAGCAACACACCUCAGCAAAGUCUCAUCACAAACUUCUGGCCCAAUGCCCCCACCAACAUCGACGCUGCGUAUGAAAGCCAAAUCUCAGACAGAGUGUUUCUCUUUAAAGGUCAGAAAGUGUGGGCUUUCAGUGGCUAUGAUCUAGUGGGUGGCUAUCCAAAAGCAAUUUCCAGUUUUGGUCUGCCCAAAAGUGUGAAGAAAAUUAAUGCGGCCUUCUUUGACGUGGCAUCCCGCAAGACUCUGUUCUUUGUGGACAACAAUUACUACAGUUAUGAUGAGGCCACAAAGACGAUGGACCAGGGGUUCCCAAAGCAGGUAGAUCAGACCUUCUCCGGCCUGACCAGCAAGGUGACUGCAGCUUUCCAGUACAGAGGUUUUACUUACAUCUACAGUGGACCCUACAUGUUUGAGUACAGCCUGAGGACUGGGAGGUUGUUCCGCGUUCUGAGGAACAGCUACUUCCUGCGCUGCACCAACUUCUAGACCAGUUUACUAGCUACGUUGUUUAUGUAGCUGCUCUAAAUGAGAAUGAAGGCAAUGUGAUAAAAUAUCUUAUGUUUUAUAUUGUAACACACUUACGGGUAUAUAAUUCCUGAGAACAGCUGCACCUUAUGUGAUUUUUUUCUUUUUUAUUAUAUCAUUCUACUCUAUAAAGUUAAGUUAACUCUUCUCUAUCUUAGAUUAUUUAUGUCUUAUUCAUAAUUUAAUUAUUGCCAUUGUUAUUCUUGUUGCUGUUUUAAUUUUAUGUAGUUUAACUUUGGAACUUGUUACUGAAAUGUAUUUAAAAUUGUUACAAUUGCACAUGUCUAAACAGAUUUGUACACCACCGUGAAAGACAUAUAAAAGUAUGUAUGCAAAUAUAAAUAAACAAAACUAAUGUGAAAUUUCCACCAUGAUUGGCAAAUAAAAGUUGUUUA
Anoplopoma fimbria (sablefish) is the source of this 1872-nucleotide messenger RNA. RefSeq names its product matrix metallopeptidase 13a (gene mmp13a.1). The coding region runs from base 20 to 1438 and encodes 472 amino acids. Lineage: Eukaryota; Metazoa; Chordata; Actinopteri; Perciformes; Anoplopomatidae. The transcript is spliced from 10 exons. Gene Ontology annotation, molecular function: metalloendopeptidase activity; zinc ion binding. The record is from RefSeq and is a predicted model, not a curated record. Gene Ontology annotation, cellular component: extracellular matrix. Gene Ontology annotation, biological process: collagen catabolic process; proteolysis; extracellular matrix organization.